UGCCGAAUUGCGCGAUCCGUUUCUCUUCCGUACGCUGGCCCAAAUUUCCCCCACACAGUGAGAACCGGUUUCAUACCCAGGCCGGUCCGGGAUGAAGAAAGCGAAAUUUAAACAAAACGAAUUCUGGCUUUUCCACUCCAUCAUCAUCCACCCAAAUAUACACCUACAACAUGUCAGCUGCUAGUCGUCUUUCACAAUUGGCCAAUCACAUCAAUGCACCUUCUUUGAUUGGUCCACUGUUGAACAAUCAAGUUGCCAUCAUCACUGGUGCAGGUCAAGGUAUCGGUCGUGCAGCUGCCUUGCUUUUCGCUCAACAUGGUGCAAAAGUCGUUGUGUCAGACUUGGAUGGAAAGAAAGCAGAUGAAGUUGUCGGCUUAAUAAAAGAAGCCGGUGGUGACGCUCUUGCCGUUCAAGGAAACGUGAUGGACGUUAGCUUUGGCGAUAAAUUGAUCAAAUCAACCGUUGAUAAAUUUGGUAAGAUCAAUCAUAUCGUCAAUAAUGCCGGUUUCACAAACGAUAAGAUGUUACACAACUUAGACGAUGCUACAUUCCAGCAAAUGCUCGAUUGUCACACCGUGGCUCCUUUCCGCAUCAUUCGUGCUGCUGCACCAUACAUGCGUAUCAAGGAUGAAGACAAACGAGAAAACCGUAGUGUCAUCUUUGUCUCAUCUACAUCAGGCACACACGGUAACACUGGUCAAUUGAACUAUGCAGCUGCAAAAUCAGCCGUGCUCGGUAUGACAAAGACUGUCGCAAAAGAAUGGGGUCCAUUUGGUGUUCGCUCCAAUUGCGUGGCUUUCGGAUGGAUUCAAACUCGUUUGACCGGUUCAAAAGAAGCAGGUGCAUCGAUUGAAAUUGACGGUAAAAAGGUCUCUUUGGGUAUCCCAGGUCGUGGUAACCAAGCAGGCGCUGUUAAUGCAGCAGCAGAUAUUCCAUUACGACGACCAGGAGAAGCAGCUGAAGCAGGUGCUUCUAUUCUCUUCUUGGCCAGUCCUUUGGCAAGUUAUGUUAGCGGACAAACUCUUGAGGUUACUGGAGGUCGUGGUAUCUAGUGAGAGAUGUGUUCUUUGUAUCCCCGUUCUAGAAUCAUAUCGUUAGCCAUCUCGAAAGUGCUUUUUCAGUACUGUUCGACCUGCUUUAAUGACAUGCCUUCUUGCUAUCUGACGACUUGCAGCUCCCUCCAACUGCAUCUCUAAUCUGCUCUCAUCUGCCAAUUCUUGCAAAAAGACCAAAUAAGUCAAAUAGAUUAGAAUUUCAGUUUCAUUAUCAUUUCCUUUGACCUUUGAUAUUUUUGGCAAGUGACUAUUGAUGACCCGUCUGACGU
Molecule: messenger RNA, 1324 nt
Organism: Meira miltonrushii
Lineage: Eukaryota; Fungi; Basidiomycota; Exobasidiomycetes; Exobasidiales; Brachybasidiaceae
Product: NAD(P)-binding protein
Exons: 3
Coding region: 171-1052 (293 amino acids)
Molecular function (GO): oxidoreductase activity, acting on the CH-OH group of donors, NAD or NADP as acceptor
Source: RefSeq, a predicted model, not a curated record